This is a messenger RNA of Monomorium pharaonis (pharaoh ant), 4722 nucleotides long. It is a transcript of the gene ValRS, whose product is annotated as valine--tRNA ligase. The record is from RefSeq and is a predicted model, not a curated record. Gene Ontology annotation, biological process: valyl-tRNA aminoacylation. Lineage: Eukaryota; Metazoa; Arthropoda; Insecta; Hymenoptera; Formicidae. Gene Ontology annotation, molecular function: ATP binding; aminoacyl-tRNA deacylase activity; valine-tRNA ligase activity. The transcript has 19 exons. Bases 191 to 3652 code for a protein of 1153 amino acids. Gene Ontology annotation, cellular component: cytosol.
UUUCUCAUUCUAACUUAUUGCACCAGUGCAACAGUGCAGCUAGAAAGAACAGACCAAUAGGUUAGCCUUGUAAUUGUCAAAUUUAUUUCAGUAAGGCAACAAUAAGACAAUUUGUUUGAUUAUCGGCCAGGAAAUAGAUAUCAGAACUUUUAAAAAAAAAGAGAGAAAAAAACAGAACAAAAAGAAAAAAAUGGUCAAUACCAAGGAUGACGAAACAACCGCGAUCACGGAGAAUGGACAGAAAACUGUCAAGCAAUUGCAAAAGGAGGCUAAGAAACUGGCGAAAUUAGAAAAGUUUAAGCAGAAGCAGGAGAAAAAGGAGACCGAGAAGUAUGCAAAUGUGAAAGAGAAACCGGAGAAAAAUGAUAAAAAGAAGGAAACUAUGGCAAUUUUAUAUACCAUUGAUACACCACCUGGAGAAAAGAAAAAUGUCACAUGUCUAAUGCCAGAUACAUACAGUCCACAAUACGUAGAAGCUGCAUGGUAUGCUUGGUGGGAAAAAGAAGGCUUUUUUAAACCAGAAUAUGGAAGAAAAGAUAUACUAGAAGAAAAUCCAAAUGGGAAAUUUACAAUGGUAAUUCCACCGCCUAAUGUAACUGGUUUCUUACAUCUUGGACAUGCUCUGACUAAUGCUGUAGAAGAUGCUAUUACCAGAUGGAAUCGCAUGAAGGGUCGUACAACACUCUGGAAUCCAGGUUGUGAUCAUGCAGGCAUUGCUACCCAAGUAGUUGUAGAAAAAAAGCUAUGGAAGGAAGAAAAGAAAACUCGUCAUGAUAUUGGCAGGGAAGAAUUUAUUAAAAAAAUAUGGCAGUGGAAGUAUGAAAAAGGUGAUCGAAUUUAUUCACAAUUAAGGAAAAUCGGCGGUUCUUUUGAUUGGAACCGUGUUUGUUUUACAAUGGAUCCUAAGUUAUGUAAAGCUGUAACAGAGGCAUUUAUACGCUUACACGAUGAAGGUAUUAUUUAUCGCAGCAAUCGUUUAGUUAAUUGGUCAUGCGCUUUAAAAAGUGCGAUAUCAGAUAUUGAAGUUGAUAAAGUGGAAUUGAAUGGACGGACUCUGUUUUUUAUACCUGGUUACGAAAAGAAGGUAGAAUUUGGCGUUUUGGUGUCUUUUGCUUAUAAGCUCUUUGAUUCCGAAGAGAAAAUAAUUGUAGCGACUACUCGCAUUGAAACCAUGUUGGGAGAUACCGCUAUCGCGGUGCAUCCAAAAGACAGUAGAUACGUGCGAUAUAUUGGAAAAUAUGUGAGACAUCCGUUUUGUGAUAGGCGUAUACCCAUUAUAGCAGACGAGUUUGUCGACAUGGAAUUUGGCACUGGUGCUGUAAAGAUUACGCCUGCUCAUGAUCCGAAUGAUUAUGAAGUUGGAAAAAGGCACAAUCUGCCAUUCAUCAAUAUUUUUGACGAUGAUGGAAACAUCAUUGGGAACUAUGGAGAAUUUACGGGAAUGAAACGAUUUGAUGCUAGAGUGGCCAUCAUUAAAGAGAUGAUGAAAAGAAACUUAUUAAUUGGUAUUAAAGACAAUCCAAUGGUAAUACCUAUAUGUAGUCGAUCGAAAGAUGUUGUAGAACCUCUUGUAAAACCACAAUGGUAUGUUAAGUGUGAUGAGAUGGCUGCUCAAGCUAGGAAGGCAGUGAGCACAGGUGCGCUGAAAAUAAUUCCAGAACAAUUUAAGAAAACUUGGUAUAUUUGGAUGGACAGUAUCAGAGAUUGGUGUAUCUCACGUCAACUUUGGUGGGGUCAUCGCAUUCCUGCCUAUGCAAUUAAGUCUACUCUCUCUAACGUAAACACAAAAAAGAUAGACGAAUACUGGGUGAGUGCGCAUUCUGAAACUGAGGCUAAAGAAAAAGCAGCUAAAAAAUUGGGCAUUAACGUAAGCGAUAUUACUGCAGAGCAAGAUCCCGAUGUAUUAGAUACUUGGUUCUCUUCUGCUCUUUUUCCAUUCUCCAUUUUUGGAUGGCCAGACGAAACUCCUGAACUCAAGGCAUUUUAUCCCGGUACGCUCUUAGAAACUGGACAUGAUAUUCUCUUCUUUUGGGUUGCCAGGAUGGUCUUUAUGGGCCAGAAAUUGUUAGGGCAAUUACCUUUCAAGGAAGUGUAUUUACAUGCGAUGGUGAGAGACGCACAUGGAAGAAAAAUGAGUAAAUCUUUGGGAAAUGUGAUAGAUCCUAUGGAUGUGAUUAAAGGAAUCUCUUUAGAAGAUCUUCAUAAACAAUUGUUAGACUCAAAUCUGGACCCGAAAGAGUUGGAACAAGCUCGAGAAGGUCAAAAGCGCGAUUAUCCGCAAGGCAUUCCUGAAUGUGGGACGGAUGCUUUGCGAUUCGCACUUUGCGCUUAUACCUCUCAAGGACGAGAUAUAAAUCUCGAUAUACUCCGCGUGCAAGGAUACAGAUUCUUUUGCAACAAGAUAUGGAAUGCUACAAAAUUUGCACUUACCUAUCUCGGAUCUCAAUUUAAAUGCGACACAAAUGAUACGAAACACAACGUUAAUUGUAAUGAUAUGAUUGGAGACGGCAAGUGGUACCAGUGGACCUUGAAGGAAUCGUGCGUACAAGAAGCGCUAAAUAAUUAUUUGGCGGAUUAUCCGUACCUUGAUGGCUAUACACCUUCGCAACUCGACUCAUCAGUUCAUUUAUUGUUAAAGGAAUUAAACAUUGAUUUUGCAAGGCAUCCGCACAUUAAACGUUGGUAUGAUCACGUCGGGACGUUUACAAAUGAAGAAAAGGUUGCGUUUCGCACGGAACAAAAUAAAAUAAUACCGAAACUUGCAUGCGUUGGUGAACAUCGACACAAUAAUGACGAUACAUUUGAGCUGACUGGUGAUGAGACAAACGUAGAUUUAUGGAUGUUGUCGCGAGUUAGUUACGCUGCCUCAACUUGCGACGAAGCGAUAAGACAGUAUGACUUUGCAUUAGCUACUUCUACCUGUUACAAUUUAUGGUUGUACGACUUGUGUGAUAUUUAUCUGGAAUACCUUAAACCAAUAUUCCAAAGUGAAGAUAACGCGGCUAAAUUAACGGCUCAAAAAGUAUUAUUUGUAACAUUGGACGUGGGAUUGCGUUUAUUGAGCCCAUUUAUGCCGUUUAUAACGGAAGAACUUUAUCAACGCUUACCUCGUAAGAAGUUAAUAUAUCCAAGUAUAUGUAUAAGUCCAUAUCCUGACAGUGCCAAGUGUCAUUGGAGAAACCAAGAGAUUGAAAAGGACGUUGAUUUCGCACAAAAAAUAAUUAAAAAUAUUCGAUCUGCUCGCGCGACUUACAAUCUGCCUAAUAAAACGAAAACCAAGGCAUAUGUCGCGUGUAGUGAUUUAGUUUUAAAGGAGAAUAUCGUUCGAUAUAAGUUACUCAUAGAAACUCUUGCAUAUUCUACACUUAGCAUAGCAAAACCACCAGUAGGAUGUGCUAUUGUCACUAUAACUGAUAAAGUUCAAGUGCAUCUAUUACUGAAGGGUUUGAUCGAUUCAAAGAAAGAAUUGGAAAAGCUACAAAAGAAGGAAACCCAAUUGAUCGAAAAUAUACAAAAAUUGAAACAGGACUUGGCUGCACCUGAUUAUGAUAUAAAAGUACCUGUUGAUAUUCAAAAGAGUAACAAGGAAAAAUUGGCCAAUAACGAAGUAUUAUCAAAUCGCAAGUGUUCGCACAACGAAUCUCGUGCCUGAGGCGAGUCACGGUCACGAAGACACCACGCUUGCUGUGCAUGCUGUUUCGUGAAGAAGGAUAGCGCGACGACGAUAGGUACUGUCGCGUACACCGAUUCCCAUGCUCCUGACAGGUUCGCCGUCGAACACGAUUCAGCCCUCUCGCGUGUGAGAAUCUCACGCUGGAAGUAAACUACCCGGUCGCGUAUCGCGAGUCUCUCAAAAACUUUUAAUUUCGCGACUACACUCGAGACGUCGCGUAGUCAAUCUCGUGAAGAAUUAUGGUCUCCUUCGCCGAUAAUCCUUCCCGUUCACAUUGAUGUGACGCGUCCUCCGGGUAGCGAAUCGUUAUUGGUUCCUGCAGGAUCUGUCACGAGAUGAAAACGCAAUUGGUGCCGGUACCGAUUGUGCACGCGCCCACGCGGCAAUCGCGUGCUGCUGGUUUCGCUGCUCCGGCUUGUGCUGCGUUUCCGAAGUCAACUGACGCUUGUUAGUCGGUGGAUCGAGUCUGUUGCUCGAAUUGCCUACUCGCAAUUGCGGCACUAUUUGAAAUAAGAUGCAUACGACAAUUUCAAUAUUGUAUUAGUUUUGAAUUCGGAAAAAAACAUCUCUAAAAUAUUUUUUAUGUUCUUUCCCGCUUGUUUGGGCAUUUUUAAAUUACUCAAAAAAAUUAUUAGAGACCUUAACAUUAACAUCCAAUAGAGAAAAAUAUGGAAAAUUAGAUCAAGGCUAUUGAACAAUUUUAUAAAUCGUGUUAAAAAAUAUUUGAAGAAUUGCCGGAAGAAAGGAGGAUUAUAAUGUCUUAUCAUCAGUAUGUUACGUCCGGUCGACUUCGAGAUUUCCUUAAUUUGUUGACCUUCGAAAAAUAAGUUUAAUAAAAGUGAUACGUUUUGUCGCUUAAUGUAUGAAAUAAUGCGAUAUUUUCAUAUAUUUUUAGCAUUGCAUUGAUAAAAAUCAGAGUUUUUUCAAUUCUUCAAAAGUGAGAUUUCUUGUUAUUUUUCAAACGACUAAUUUAAUUAUUUUUGUAAAGUACUCUAUACCCAUUUAUAUGUUACAAAAUCACUCGAUAUCUUGAGCUUUUAGUACGAAAA